UCAUCCUGCGUACUGACGUCGUUUACUCUCCUGGAAAAUCCCGCGGCUUACAUGUAGCUGCCGGAUACCCUCAUGUGGCUCUUCAUUAGUCAAAAAAACUGACAACGAAGGAAUAAAUUCGUUUAACAUUUUUGGGUACAGACAGAUCUGUUCUGUCCUCAAAAUGAGUGAAGACGCGGACUCCCCUCCUGAGAGGGAAAUGAAGGAUUUUCAGUUCCGUCAGAUGAAGAAGGCGAGAGUUUUCAACCCCUCUGAUGAACUACCAAAAGAAAGAACCAAUCUCCUCACCAUCUCAAACAAAUUUGGACUCACUUUUGUCGGCCUUCACAAAACAUUCAAAGUCUACCUAACUCAAGACAUUCUGGCGGCUGAUAAAAAUGAUGGCAACUCCAAUGAAAUUGUUGAGGGGAUUGCAUCUUUGGCAGAGGUGACUGUGGACAUGUCUCUGCACCAGCUAGCUCUCAGUUGUGAUGAGUUAACUUUGUCAGUAUGUGGAACAUCUGACAAUAUGAGUUUGUCCCUCACAUUCUAUGAUGUCCGCACCUUCAUGAACAAGGGAAGACCUCAGAAGUUACCUUUCGCCUCACUGGUGCCAGCGGUUCCUCCCGGCUCUGUGGUCCAGGACUUGAAGUGGAAUCCUCUACAGGCGUCCAUGCUGGCUGCUUGCCUGUCUGACGGCAGUAUGAUGAUCGUGGACGUCACAGACGGCGCCAAAGUUACCGCCGAGCUGCCUGCCUCAAGUGGCAUCACGUGCAUUGGCUGGAGUCCAAAAGGAAAACAGGUCGCUGUAGGAAAAAUGGAUGCCACUGUUAGUCAGUAUACACCAGCACUAGAGCAAAAGAAAGUCAUCCCAUGUCCUGACUUCUACACCUCUGAUGAGCCUGUGAAAGUUCUGGAUGUGCUGUGGCUGAAAACCUUCGUGUUUGCAGUGGUGUAUGCUGCUGCAGACGGCUCUCUAGAGACCCCUCCUGAGCUAGUGCUGAUCUCCCUCCCUAAGAAGGAUGAGAAAGUGGAUACAAAGUACCUGAACUUCAGUGACACCGUGUACGGCAGCUGCACUGAGCGACAGCACCACUACUUCCUCAGCCAUGUAGAGGAUUGGGAUCUUGUGUUUGCUGCAUCAGCGGCUUCCAUUGAAGUUAGCGUCAUAGCUAGACAAGAUGACAAGAUCUGGGAGCUUUGGAUUCUGGAGGAUGCGAGUCGAGCUGAACUCCCGGUGACCGAGACAAACGAAGACACUCUUCCCCUCGGCUUAGCGAUAGACUUCACCAGCCAGCAGGAGAUACAAAUCACCGAGGAGAAGACCCUGCCUCCUGCUCCCAUCAUGAUGAUGCUCUCCACUGAGGGAUUGCUCUGCCCCUUUGCCCUGCUCAAUCUCAAUCCUGGGGUGAAGCAGCUGGUCUCAGCCCCUGCCAUGCUUGCCUUGGAUGGAGAGAGACCGCCCAAGCCAGGGUCUUUGGCAACACAAGCUCCCAAAGUCGCUGCCUCCGUCCCAUCUGCCCCAGCCACGUUCGCAAACCUCGGCUUGGCUCCAGCAGCUGUUUCAACUCCUCCUGCUCCCGCCGCCUCCUUCUCUGCUGCCCCGUUCGGCAUGGGUCCCACAGCUCCCGUAUCAUCAUCAUCCUCAUCAGGCUUCACUUUCUCAGUCCCAACUACGAUCGCCAGUUCUAUGCCGUCAGCUUUCUCCAUGGGGGGACCAACAGCAUUUGGGUCGACAUCCUCAGUAUUCUCCUUUGCCUCCAAACCUCCGUCUGAAACUCCCUCAGCUUCUUCAGCAUUUUCAUUCGCACCCACCAUCAAACCAUCAGCAGUGGCAGCUCCAGCCCCGGCUCCUGUUAUAACCUCUGCUCCUGCUCCUGCGUUUUCUCCUGCUCCUGCUCCGGUGUCAACACCAACACCAACACCAACACCAACCCCAACACCAACACCACAGACCAUUGCUGCUCCCUCUCCUCCAACUGUGAAACUAAAUCUCAAUGGGAGGUUUUCAGCCCUGGAGGCCCCAGCAUCAGCCUCACAGCCAUUCUCCUUCAACUCCCCGCUGCCCAAAGCAAUCGUUCCCAGCAGUUUGACCGCACCGCCAACCUCGGCAACUAAGCCACCAGCUGGUCUGACUCCAGUGCGUCCAGUUCAGAGCAGCACACCACCCACAGUCGUCCAGAAACCUGCUCCUGCCACGCAGGGCCGUGUUCAAACCUCACAGGCAGCUGUAAUGAAGGCCCUGGAAAAGCAGCUGCAGCAAAAGAAAGAAUCUGAUCCCAUUAUGGCUGGCAUACUGGAGGAGAUUGCACAUUUCCAGAAGGAGCUGGACGACCUUAAAGCACGAAGCUCAAGAGCUGACUUCAAAGUCGGCACCAAUGACGAGAUGAAGGAGUUGAGGAAGGAUUCAGAGGAUCUCCAUAUUUUCACGCUGGAGAUCAAGGAAACAACUGAGUCUCUCCAUGGUGACAUUGGCACUCUGAAGACCACCUUACUGGAGGGCUUUGCUGGGGCAGAAGAAGCCAAAGCUCAGAGUGAGCUGAGCAGAGACAGAAAUUACAGACAGCUGCUGUACAAAAAACCUCUGGACCCACGCAGCGAGGAACAGCUGAAGGAGAUUCGUAGGUUGUACCAGUAUGUUAUGUUUGCUGUGGAAGACGUGAAUGAUGUGUUGGAUGUGGAAUGGGAGAAACACCUGGAGAAGAAGAAAAAGCAGAAGCAUAUGGUCGUGCCGGGCCGAGAGGGGCUGUUCACCACACUGGCCAACAACCUGUACAUUAUCAACCAGCAAAAGAACAGACUGGAGCAGCUGGAGAAGGAACUCACAUCACUGCGCCUUUACAAUAAGACCACCCCUCCAACUAUAGAGCCCAGCACUUCUACCGCACGAACAGCGAGCAUGGAGAGCGAGCUAGACAGUUUAAGGGAUGCGCUUGUUAAAGCCAAGCUGGACACCACUUCUCCUAAGGCCAAAGCCAAAUCACCAGCAGCGAAGAUUUCACCGGUGAAACAGUCUCAGCUGCGUAACUUCCUCUCAAAGGGUCAGAUGCCUCCUGUCCGCUCAACAGCUCCAGCUAACUUGUCCCGUUCGGCCUUCCUGUCACCCAAAUACUACGAAGACUUAGACGAUGUGAGCUCCACGUCCUCCCUGUCCCAGUCUCUGGAGCCACACCCGGCUCACCUCGAGCUUGAGGAUGAAGAGGAACUACAGUCGGAACCGUUUCCUCUGCCUGUCCUCCCUCCAGCAAUGACCAUUCCCCGCCACCCCACCGUCGUGAGGACCCCCUCUAUUCAGCCGGGCUUCGGUGCCAUCCAGUCCACGCCUUUAGCCAAACUACACUCUGUGCAGAGUAUGGGGUUUGGACUCAGCCCUAUUGCAAGCCCUGUUCCAUCUAAUAAGAUCAACCUCAGCGGGGCUGAUAGCACGGCCCUCGCUACAAAGACAGUAAAACAUGGAGCCCCACCAACCGAGAGGAACAUCCCUGUCAACAUCCCCGCCCACCAGGCUGCUGCAGCUGCUCUACGCAGGCAGAUGGCCACCCAGAAGCCAGCCGUCAUCAGUGCUUCCUUGACAGAGUCUACUUUGAAGACCGUACCUCAGGUCGUCAACGUCCAGGAGCUGAAGGACAAGGGGCCUCCUGUGGUUUCCAACAUCAGCUCACCCAUACCAGAGCCGGGCGGUCAAGCCUUCGCAGCAGUUUCUUCAAACCAGGCAAAACGAAAUUCUGCCCAGGGUAUUCAGAAGAUUUCUUCUGAAGGUAUGACCGCUCCACAGUCAGGCUUUGUGUUUGGCCAGCCGUCCAAAACAGAUAUUUCUGUAGCUCCUGCUAACUCUGCAGAGCAAAGCAGCAGCAAAGGUUUCUCUUUUGCAUCAGGAAAUCCAGGCUUCAGUUUUCCUACAGUCACUCAAGGAAUUGGGAUGUCACAAGCAAAGGAUGUAAAUAAAUUCUCCUUUGGUGGAAAUGGCAAGAUGAUGUUUGGGCAACCCGGAGAAGAGCCAUUCUCCCUCACCCCAAAGUCCACAUCCCCUGCUCUCGGAACUGCUUCACCCACCCCGCCUCCAUACCCACAAGGAGAAAAAGCCACAUCUGCCCUCAGGGUGGAUCCACAGCCCCCUAAGAUAGUUGGAGGGGAGACUCUGGGUAGUUUUUCUGGACUGCGUGUUGGCCCGGGAGAAGAAGCUAAAGAUGGAUACACCAAAACCCCUGUGGCAUCAUUUGCAUUUGGAGAAGCUGGAAUUAGUGCUGGGAAGGGAGCAGCACAGUUUAGCUUUGCUGCAGGUCUCCAAAAGUCUGCAGAGGACACCGCAGGAGUAGAUUUAUCCAAGGGGGCAGCAUCAGGCAGUUUGUUCAAGCCUCCUGAAUCGACCCCAAAGCCAGCCUUCUCUGUUCCUCAGCCUAGCCUAGCAGCCUCCCCUCUCCCGACAUCCUUAAGUAGUCUUCUUGCUGCUUCUGCAGACUCCAUAGAGCAACAAAAAGCCACACCACCACCUUCAGAGCCCACACCUCCUCCACCAUAUAGAGAGCCCGAACCUGAACUAGUUGUAGAGCGUAUAAGCCCCCCAGUUUUACCCGAGCCUGCAGCUGAUUCAACCACCACAGAAACCCCAUUAGCUACAGUUACAGCACCAACACCUGCACCAGCUGCACCCACCCCAGAACCUCCUUCCGCCAUCACCCCACCAGCCGAAGAAACACCUCAAACACAACCACUGGCUAGUGCAGCUCCUACAGUAGAAACCACUCCAGACACUACCUCUGCUGCUCCUGCUCCUGCUCCUGCUCCUGCCCCUGUGCCCAUUUCUGAUGCUGCCCCAACCAUCUCUCAGUCAGCUCCUGCAGUGUUCCAGGCACCCAGUUCUGACAAACCAGGCUCCAUUUUUACCCAGGCUGCACCUGCAACAACAGACAGCAGUACUGUUGAAGCUGUACCAGUUAUUAGUACCGUCGCCAUUGCUGCCAGCACGCUCACCCCUACAGUUGUGAGCAGCACAACAACUACCACUGCUGCCUCUGUUUUUGGGCAACCUGCUGCACCUCCAGCUUCCUCCAGCCCUGCAGCACCUGCAGCCACAGGAUUUAGCUCAGCUGGUUUUGGCGCAGCAGCUGGUACCGGUUUUGGCAAAGCGGUAUUCGGCCAGGUGAGUGGCUUCGGCCAGCCUGCUAGCAACACAGGGGCAGCCAGUGGCUUUUCUUUCAGCCAAUCAGCAUUUGGAGCGACUCCUAAUAGCGCGACAACCGGAGGGGGUCUUUUUGGUGCCGCCACAGCCACCAACGCCAGCUCUUUCUCCUUUGGAACGAGCAGCGCCAACACAGCCAGCAGCACAGGCUCAGGGCUGUUCGGACAGAGCACAGCACCAGCUUUUGGACAGAGCUCUGGAUUUGGGCAGGCGUCUGUUUUUGGGAGCAACACCACCACAUCCUCGUCUUCAGGAUUCAGCUUUGGACAGCCGUCAGGCUUCGGCUGCUCUUCCUCCGCACCUGUGUUUGGCUCACAACAAAACGCUGGUGGUGUGUUUGGACAGCAGCAACCAGCUACCGGCGGAGGUUUGUUCGGUUCAAAUUCAGCCAAUACACCAGGCUCAACUGGUGGUGGAGGGUUCUUUGGAGGCCUGGGAGGAAAACCAAGUGAAGAAGCUGCCAACAAGAACCCAUUUGGCACCCCAGCAGCCCCCGCGGGAUUUGGACAGCCAGCUCAGACAGGUACCACGGGCCUGUUUGGGAACAGCGGUGCAAAGACCUUUGGAUUUGGACAAGCUGCCUUUGGCGAGCAGAAACCCAGCGGGACCUUCACUACAGGCGCAGGGAGUGUGGCAUCACAGGGAUUUGGCUCCUUUUCUACUCCAGCAAAACAAGGUGGUUUUGGCAGCGCUCCAGUGUUUGGGAGUUCCCCUUCUUUCGGCAGCCCCCCUGCAUUUGGAGGUGGAGCGGCAUUCGGAGGGAACCCUUCUUUCAGCGGCAACAUGGGCUCGUCUGCCGGUAAAGUCUUUGGAGAGGGAACAGCCGCUUCCAACAUGGGAGGAUUUGGGUUCGCUUCACCUCCCAGCGGCCCGUCUUUCGGCGCUCUAGCCAAUCAAAGCGCGCCGCCGUCGUUCGGGGGCCUGGCACAGCAAGGCCCUGGGUUUGGAAGUCAGCCCAGCAGCUUCUCAGGCUUUGGACAACAGCCACAGGCGGGAGGAUUCUCUGGAGGCACCUUUGGGUCAACAAACCAGACAUCUUGAGAGAGACAGUACCAAAUCAUGCCAGGACCGGGAAUUGAUCCUACAACCAGUGCGAUGAGAACUGUAGCCUCUGUACAUGAGGCGCCUGCUCUACCAACUGAGCUACACCAGUGCCCCCUGCUCUCACAUCUGUACCCAAUAACUGUCAUCACUUCCUGGCUCAAGACCAGCCUCAGAUGGAAACUAACAUUUUUUGCCACAGUGUCAACAGGUCAAAUGUGCCGGACUUCUUUAAAAUUAUUGAUUUGAUAUAUGAUCAGGUUGUCUCAUGCUUCACUUUUGUUGGGAGUUAAUCACUGUUGUUAUGAGGUUUUGACCAAUCAGAGUCAGUUAUUCAACACUGACUGGUAAUAAAGCUGGGUAGUAAAAUUACCUUGAGAGCUGCUCUAGACAGUUUUCUUGAAUCUACCAGCAGCCAAAUCCCCAAACUGUCUUAAAAUGUCUGAGUCAGAGUCGUCCAUAUCUGUGCCUGUAUAGAAAGGGAAAAGCUCCCUGCCUCUACUGUGGACCUGAGAUUAAUUCCAAGCUGUUACCUCUUUGCUUAAUGUGGUAAUAUUAUACAGUAUACUCAGUGAUGAACUGAAAAUAAAAGAACCCAACGGAGAACUUUGCAAUCCUUUGAGAACUCCAUUAAGAGUUAUCGUGAUGGUGCACUGCAGAAGAAAUGGAGAAAACUCAUUAGCUUUUAUUUCUCUUCCAGAGCGGGCGUAGGCCCUCUUGCAUUUUAAUUACUCAGUUCAGAUUCAUAUACUGGAGUAAUUUGACCACAUGUUUUGUGUUGGUGGGAUAAAAAGAGCUACCGAGAGCUUUGUAGCUCAGAAGUUUUUAUCAAAUAUUUAUUUUGAUGUUCUUUGAAUCCUCUGUGAAGAUGCAUUGCAAUACAUGUGUGAAUGAACAGAAGUGAUGAAUGGGGGGAGGGGUUGUUCACAUAAAUGUUCCUUCAACAGUGAAAUAAAGUCAAGGAUAAAGCCA
Messenger RNA from Notolabrus celidotus (New Zealand spotty), 7171 nucleotides. It is a transcript of the gene nup214, whose product is annotated as nucleoporin 214. The record is from RefSeq and is a predicted model, not a curated record. The transcript is spliced from 36 exons. Gene Ontology annotation, cellular component: nuclear pore. Gene Ontology annotation, biological process: RNA export from nucleus; protein import into nucleus. NCBI's taxonomy places the organism in Eukaryota, Metazoa, Chordata, Actinopteri, Labriformes, Labridae. Bases 164 to 6199 code for a protein of 2011 amino acids. Gene Ontology annotation, molecular function: protein binding; structural constituent of nuclear pore.